AUGUCACAGCUUAUUAUCAGCCGACUAUGUAAACCCUCCCUAAGCAGGAAUUUCCUCAGACGCACAAACGUUCGUCUGUUCUCAUGCACGAGCGGGUCUGACUCGGAUGAUGAUGAGAAUCGGUCUUUCUUGUCUAGACCAGCCUACCCGUUUCUGUUGAUCGACCACCUCCUUAACAAUCCAGACUCUCCGGACGGUGGGCUAAGAAAACGCUACGGAAAUCUAGAUUGUCCCAAGGUAAAGGCAUUGAUGACGAGAAACUCGCGGAAGAGCUCUAUAUGGAUUGACGUCAAAACCACGCCUCGAUGUAUAGACCCUUUGUCGAACCUCAUCUUCUCGCAAAGAGAUCAAAGGUUCUACACUCCAAGUCCCGGAGGCAACUACUUGUGCUAUUUGGAUGAGUGCGACGAGCUCGAGUUCCUCGGCUUGCUUUUUGACGACCUUCCAAAGUCUGUCUCGCAGGAGUUGGCGGAAGUGAGUUCAUGUUCAAGAACAGACCACCUUGUUGAUUCACCCACCGGCGAACUUUUCCUCGUCAAGUGGUACAGUGAGGACUCGGAGCAGGAAGAAGACAACGACAGCGGGAUGGCAACACUGAUGCCGGUAACAAAAAAGUUCAUGGUGUUUAGAGAGGGGCUACAAUCGAGUGAAUAUGAGAAGACUAUGAUCUACACAGAAGACAUUGGAGAUCUUUGCAUUUUUCUUGGACAUAGUGAGGCUUACUGCGUCCCGGCAAGCUCGUCCCCUGGACUCAGGCCUAACUGCAUCUAUUUUGUGGGCCGUAACUUUGGUGUCUAUGAUCUCACCACCAAAAAUUGCACUAACUUCUACAAAAAAGAUGGCAAACCAAUAACGAGAACGAGUUUCCCUUACUGGCCUUCUCCAGUUCCUCUCUAG
Molecule: messenger RNA, 897 nt
Organism: Microthlaspi erraticum
Lineage: Eukaryota; Viridiplantae; Streptophyta; Magnoliopsida; Brassicales; Brassicaceae
Source: the annotation of a GenBank genome assembly